Pogona vitticeps (central bearded dragon) is the source of this 4538-nucleotide messenger RNA. The record is from RefSeq and is a predicted model, not a curated record. NCBI's taxonomy places the organism in Eukaryota, Metazoa, Chordata, Lepidosauria, Squamata, Agamidae.
GGGCUUUAUUAUUUUAGCAUCCCGGGCAGCAGGUUUCUGCUAAGUUUGGAGUUACGCGCCCCCACGACUGUAUGCCCGCGUCCCUCAGGUCCUAGCUCCACCACCUCCACCGACCCGACAGGGACUUUGAAACACAAGGAGUCUGCAUGUCGAGCAAGUAGACAUGCUCAGCUUUGUGGAUACACGGAUUUUGUUGCUGCUCGCAGUAACUUCAUGCCUAGCAACCAGUCAAUAUGUAAAUGAGGCAACGGCAGGACGGAGGGGCCCAAGAGGAGACAAAGGGCCACAAGGAGAAAGGGGUCCACCAGGUUCUCCAGGCAGAGAUGGUGAAGAUGGUCCACCAGGCCCUCCAGGCCCCCCUGGUCCUCCCGGUCUUGGCGGAAACUUUGCUGCUCAAUACGACAUAUCCAAAUCUGCUGAUUAUGGCCCCGGACCUAUGGGUAUAAUGGGACCCAGAGGCCCACCUGGACCAAAUGGACCUCCUGGUUCUCCUGGCUACCAAGGACCUCCUGGUGAACCUGGCGAACCUGGCCAAACAGGUCCUCAGGGUGCUCGUGGUCCAAUGGGUCCUCCUGGAAAGGCUGGUGAAGAUGGUCAUCCUGGGAAACCUGGAAGACCUGGGGAGAGGGGCCCUUCUGGACCUCAGGGUGCUCGUGGCUUUCCUGGAACACCUGGUCUGCCUGGCUUCAAAGGAAUAAGGGGCCACAAUGGUUUGGAUGGUCGGAAGGGAGAACCUGGUACUGCCGGUAACAAGGGUGAACCUGGUGCUGCUGGUGAAAAUGGUACCCCAGGACAGCCUGGUGCUCGUGGUGCCCCUGGUGAAAGAGGAAGAGUUGGUGCUAAUGGCCCUGUUGGUGCUCGUGGUGCUGAUGGAAGCAAUGGUCCUACUGGUCCUGCUGGUCCCAUUGGUGCUGCUGGACCUCCAGGAUUCCCAGGUGGUCCUGGAGCCAAGGGUGAAAUUGGUGCUGUUGGUAACCCUGGCCCAUCUGGUCCUGCCGGUCCCCGUGGUGAGGCUGGACUCCCUGGUGCAAGUGGCCCUGUUGGUCCUGCAGGCAACCCUGGCACCAACGGCAUUAAUGGUGCUAAAGGAGCAGCUGGUCUUCCUGGUGCUGCUGGUCCUCCAGGCUUGCCAGGCCCUCGUGGUAUCCUUGGAGCUCCUGGCCCCUCUGGCCCUGCCGGUGCUCGAGGACUUACUGGUGAGCCUGGCCCUGCUGGAUCCAAGGGAGAAACUGGUAGUAAGGGUGAGCCUGGUUCUGCUGGCCCAGCUGGCCCUCAAGGUCCAAGUGGUGAGGAAGGCAAACGGGGUUCCACCGGUGAGCCUGGAUCUUCUGGUCUUCCUGGCCCUGCGGGUUUAAGAGGUGUUCCUGGAUCUCGUGGUCUCCCUGGAUCUGAUGGCAGAGCUGGUGUUAUUGGACCUGCCGGCAACCGUGGUGCUACUGGUCUACCUGGUGCUAAAGGUCCCAACGGUGAUACAGGUCGCCCUGGUGAACCUGGUCUGAUGGGUGCAAGAGGUCUCCCUGGUCAAUCUGGAAGCCCAGGACCUGCUGGCAAAGAAGGUGCUGUUGGUCUGCCUGGUGCUGAUGGUCGUGCUGGCCCCAUUGGUCCAGCUGGUCCAAGAGGUGAACCUGGCAACAUAGGAUUCCCAGGACCAAAAGGUCCCAAUGGUGAACCUGGCAAACCUGGUGACAGAGGCAACGUUGGUGUUACCGGCUCACGGGGUGCACCUGGUCCUGAUGGAAACAAUGGAGCUCAGGGAGCACCUGGUGUCAUUGGCAAUCCUGGUCCUAAAGGUGACGCUGGUCCAGCUGGUCCUCCUGGCUUCCAAGGCCUUCCAGGUCCCUCUGGCCCAGUUGGUGAAGCUGGCAAGCCUGGUGAAAGGGGUAUUCAUGGUGAAUUUGGUCUCCCUGGUCCUGCUGGUUCAAGAGGUGAGCGCGGCCCUCCAGGUGAAAGCGGUGCCACUGGUCCUGUUGGUCCCAUUGGAAGCCGUGGUCCCUCUGGUGCUCCAGGACCUGAUGGUAACAAGGGCGAGCCCGGUAAUGUUGGUGCAGCUGGUGCCCCAGGACCAGCUGGUUCUAACGGAAUCCCUGGAGAAAGAGGUGCUGCUGGCAUGCCAGGAGGCAAAGGUGAAAAGGGCCCAACAGGCUUCAGAGGAGAACCUGGAGCAACAGGAAGAGAUGGUUCCCGUGGUAUCCCUGGGGCUGUUGGUGCUCCUGGACCUGCUGGAGGUGCUGGUGAAAGGGGUGAAGCUGGUCCUGCUGGUCAAGCUGGUCCCCCAGGAUCUCGUGGCAUACCUGGUGAACGUGGUGAAGUUGGUCCCGCUGGCCCCCAGGGAUUUGCUGGCCCUCCUGGUGCAGCUGGUCAACCCGGUGCCAAAGGAGAAAGAGGUCAGAGAGGACCCAAAGGUGAUGUAGGACCCCAGGGUGCCAUUGGUGCCGUCGGUAACGCUGGUCCUGCUGGUCCCCUUGGCGCUGCAGGUCCUGCUGGUACUCGUGGUGAUUCUGGUCCACCUGGUAUGACUGGCGCACCUGGUAGUGCUGGCAGACCUGGACCUCCUGGCCCUGCUGGUAUCAGUGGCCCUCCUGGCCCCCCUGGUCCCGCUGGCAAAGAAGGCAUUAGAGGGCCCCGUGGUGACACUGGACCCACUGGCCGUAGUGGUGAAACUGGUAUUUCUGGGCCACCUGGUUUCCAAGGCGAGAAAGGUCCCAGUGGAGAAAGUGGUGCUGCUGGUCCCCCUGGUACCCCAGGUCCUCAGGGUAUUCUUGGAGCUCCCGGUAUCCUUGGUCUUCCUGGCUCUAGAGGAGAACGUGGUCUCCCAGGCAUUGCUGGAGCAGUUGGUGAACCUGGUCCUCUUGGUAUAGCUGGCCCCCCAGGCGCCCGUGGUGCUCCUGGUCCCAUUGGCUCCCCUGGCGUGAAUGGUGCUCCCGGUGAAGCUGGACGUGAUGGAAACCCAGGUAAUGAUGGUGCUCCAGGCCGCAAUGGUGCUCCUGGUUACAAGGGUGAACGUGGUGCUCCUGGAAGUCCUGGCCCUGUCGGUGCUGCUGGUGCUCCUGGCGCCCACGGGAUUGUUGGUCCUGUUGGCAAAACUGGAAAUCGUGGUGAACCCGGUCCUGUCGGUCCCGCUGGUUCCACCGGUCCCGCUGGUCCAAGAGGACUUCCUGGCCCACAAGGUCCCCGUGGUGAGAAAGGUGUUGUUGGCGACAAGGGACCCAGAGGUCUGCCUGGGUUGAAAGGACACAAUGGACUUCAGGGACUUCCUGGCAUCGCUGGUCAUCAUGGAGAGCAAGGUCCAUCCGGUAUCCCAGGUCCUGCUGGCCCAAGGGGCCCUGCUGGUCCUUCUGGUCCUGCUGGAAAAGACGGUCGCAACGGUUUGCCUGGACCUGUAGGCCCUGCUGGUGUGCGUGGAUCUCAAGGUAGCCAAGGACCUUCUGGUCCACCAGGACCACCCGGUCUUCCUGGCCCAGCUGGUCCCAAUGGCGGUGGAUAUGAGAUUGGCUAUGACAUGGAAUACUACCGGGCAGAUCAGCCUUCUCUUAGAUCCAAGGACUACGAAGUUGAUGCCACUCUGAAAUCAUUGAACAACCAAAUUGAGACCCUCCUCACCCCAGAAGGCUCUAGAAAGAACCCAGCUCGCACUUGCCGUGACUUGAGACUCAGCCAUCCUGACUGGACCAGCGGAUUCUACUGGAUUGAUCCUAACCAAGGCUGCAUCCUGGAUGCUAUUAGAGUAUAUUGUGACUUCUCCACUGGCGAGACAUGCAUCCAUGCCAAUCCAGAAACUAUCCCAGCUAAGAACUGGUACAUUAGCAAAAACCCUGCUGAGAAGAAACACAUUUGGUUCGGAGAAACUAUCAAUGAUGGUACUCAGUUUGAAUACAAUGACGAGGGUGUGACUUCCAAGGACAUGGCCACUCAACUUGCCUUCAUGCGGCUCCUGGCCAACCAUGCCUCUCAGAACAUCACUUACCAUUGCAAGAACAGCAUUGCUUACAUGGAUGAGGAGACAGGCAACCUUAAGAAGUCACUGAUACUGCAGGGAUCCAACGAUGUUGAAUUACGAGCUGAAGGCAACAGCAGGUUUACUUUCAGUGUUCUUGAAGAUGGCUGCUCUAAAAAGAACAACAAAUGGGGCAAAACGAUUAUUGAAUACAGAACUGAUAAGCCAUCUCGCUUACCCUUCCUUGACAUUGCACCUUUGGACAUUGGUGGCGCUGACCAAGAAUUCGGUGUGGACCUUGGCCCGGUCUGUUUCAAAUGAAUGAACUCUAACUAACUUAAACCAAAACAACAAAAAAUAUUCUCUCUUUGCCAUUUCUUUUUUUUUUUAAAUACUGAAAGCUGACUCCUUCCAUUUCCUCUGUUCAUCUACUUGCUUAAACUCUUGGCGAAAGAGAAGGAGAAGGAUUUUUUAUUGGAACGUUGCACAAUGCAAUUUAAUACAGCCCCCCCAACAAGGAAUCGGAAGGUGUGUGGUGUUUUUUUUCAAGAGUAUGUCAUCUUGUUGUGGAAAAUGUCAGCCUUUGUGUAAAACUGAAAAAAAA